Cokeromyces recurvatus is the source of this 582-nucleotide messenger RNA. RefSeq names its product translation initiation factor SUI1. The coding region runs from base 66 to 401 and encodes 111 amino acids. Gene Ontology annotation, biological process: translational initiation. The transcript has 3 exons. Gene Ontology annotation, molecular function: translation initiation factor activity; ribosomal small subunit binding; RNA binding. Gene Ontology annotation, cellular component: eukaryotic 43S preinitiation complex. Lineage: Eukaryota; Fungi; Mucoromycota; Mucoromycetes; Mucorales; Mucoraceae. The record is from RefSeq and is a predicted model, not a curated record.
CUUUUCUUUUUUUUUUUCUUUUUAUAUAUAAAAAAGAAGUGAUAUCAAGUUAUACUAAUAAGUUCAUGUCCAAUAUUGAAGAGCUCAACGUUCCUUUUGAUCCGUUUGCUGAUGUUGAUGAAGAUAAUAAGCAACAAGCUAAUAACAAUAUCCAUUUACGUAUUCAACAAAGAAACGGUAGAAAGACAUUGACCACUCUUCAAGGACUUCCUACACAAUAUGAUGCUAAGAAAAUUUUGAAAACAUUUAAAAAGCUAUUUGCUUGUAAUGGUACAAUUGUCGAAGAUGAAGAACAUGGUGACAUUUUGCAACUCACAGGUGAUCAAAGGUUAAAGAUUGCUGAAUUCUUAGUUGAAGAAAAAAUUGCUAAAAAGACUGACAUCAAAAUUCAUGGUUUUUAAAGAAUAUAUCAUUUUUUUUGUAUAUAUUUUAUAUAAUAAAAUUAAUUAUCAUACUAUGAUGUAAAGGAUUAAAUGCAUGUUAUUUGGAAUAAGUGAAGGAAGAGGGAAAAAAAAACUAAUGCUAUGCUAAUACUAAAUGGUGAGACUUUUUUUUUUAAGGCAGCACUUGCAUAUAGCGGAG